This is a messenger RNA of Lytechinus variegatus (green sea urchin), 2243 nucleotides long. RefSeq names its product anti-sigma-I factor RsgI2-like. The record is from RefSeq and is a predicted model, not a curated record. The coding region runs from base 72 to 1796 and encodes 574 amino acids. NCBI's taxonomy places the organism in Eukaryota, Metazoa, Echinodermata, Echinoidea, Temnopleuroida, Toxopneustidae. Gene Ontology annotation, biological process: double-strand break repair via nonhomologous end joining; positive regulation of ligase activity; response to X-ray. Gene Ontology annotation, cellular component: nucleus; DNA ligase IV complex; DNA-dependent protein kinase-DNA ligase 4 complex. The transcript is spliced from 8 exons. Gene Ontology annotation, molecular function: DNA binding.
ACAGUACACAACGACGACGCAACUUUUGAUGGGGACGAACGGUUCGUUGCUGUUGCAGUGCUGGAGCAGAUAUGGAGAAAUCAUUGUGCAACAUUAACGUCGGGAACGAGGUAUACUUCUUGAGCACGAGCAUCCCUCCAGCCUCAAGGAAUCAAGACUUUAGCAUUGGUGUGACGCUUAUUGAAGGAAGUUCACUAAAAGCAUGGACAGGAACGUUUGGAGACACAAAAGAAAAUGCAAAGCGCAUUGACCUAGACGAACAGGAGCUGAUUGAUCUAACCCGUAAAGGGCUGACCCGACAAAACAUGGGUGCAAUCAAUUUUGAAUAUCAGAUCAUAUCAUUGAAAAACAAUGUUGAGCUGUCGUGGAAGAAAGUCGUUUCAUCUGUGAAGUUUCAAAUUGGCAAGGUCAUGCUGCAGGCUGUCAGCUCACCGCCUGAGGCCAUCAAAGACAUUCUUCUGCAUUCCAUCCAAACGAUCACGGAGUUGAAGGACUCCAUCUAUCGACUGGAAUCGGAGAAGGAUCGUAUUUCCAAUGAAAGGACACAAGCUCUGAAGCCUCUAGAAAUAAAGCCAGAGCCAGCUCCAAGUCCAAGCCCAAGUCCAGUUCCAGUCCUAACCUCAGUUCCUGUCCUUAGCACAAUGCCAGACCUGAGCACAGUACAAGGCCCACGUACAGUUCCAGGCCCACGUACAGUUCCAGGCCCAAGCACAGUUCCAGGGCUAACCAUAGUUCGAAAUCUAAGUACAGCUCCAGGCCUAAGUGCAGUUCCAGGCCAAAGCACAGUUCCAGGCCCAAGUACAGUUCCAGUGCUAAGCACAGUUCCAGACCUAAGCUCAUUUCCAGGCCCUAGCACAGUUCCAGGCCCAAGUUCAGUUCCAGGCCUAAGAACAGCUCCACGCCUAAGCACAGCUCCCAGCCCAAGUACAGCUCCUAAGAAACUAAUUCAAAGGCAUUCUAAUCGUAUGGCGUGGAAAACUGAAGCCGACUUGCACCUCGUCCGGGAGGUCGUCCUGACCCAGCCCUUCCAGCACAGGGCUAAAACGAAGGAUCGCGGCAACGCCUGGGAGGAAGUCGCGAGAGCCAUGCGGAUCAGAGGUCACAAGGUGGACAAGAGGGCCGUCAGAGACAGGACCAAAUGGAUGAUGGAGAGACAGAGGGAAAAAUCUAUGAAGGAGAAGAUGGAGGGUUGGAUUGAGGUGGAGGAGACGGAGGAGGAGCGGACGAUCCGUCAGAGCGUGGAGACGUUCAUCCAACUAGAAGAGGAAAGAGAGCGUCUAUCGAAGGACAUGGAGGAGGAGCAGGUGCCGGCUCAGACGAUGGAUACUUCAGAGUUGUGGGAGAUGGUGUCCAGCAACCCACACGAUGAAAGGAGAACCCAUGAUGAAGCGACGGAAGUAAGCACGACAUCGACGCAAAGGACGACCAACAAACGUGGAAAGUACAACGUCAUGCCAAAGAGGUUAAAAAAGAAACCAUGGAGGAAAGAAGAAAACUGGCAAAGGGAAGAAGAAAUAACCAGGAGACAGGAAGAACGUAGGAAGGACCGGAGGUUCGAGAUCCUGCAGGAACAGCAGAUGCACCAGCAGCAGCAGUUUCAGAAGCAGCAGCAACGGUUGCAGCAACAGUUUCAGAUGCAACAACAGCAGUAUCAAGAGCAGCAGCAACUGAUGCAGCAGCAGCUGCUCCAGCAGCAACAGAUCAUGCAGCAACAAGUCAACCAAAAUCAGACGUUGAUGAUGGCGGUACUUAACCCUUCGAACCAGAGAGGCCGAAGAAAGCCGACCGCGCAGUGAAGCUGUAGAUACUAUAAAGGCCAGUGUUUCGGCCUGGAGCCAUGUGGCUAGAAGGACAUUGUUGAGGGUGUGCACUUAAAGAAAACCAAAAGCCAUUGUGAGAAUCGAUCUUAUUGGAAACAGUAAUAUGAGAGGAGCACCUUACUACAAGUUUCAUCAAAUCAGUCAUACAAGAGUUACAUGUAUAUGAUUUUGAAAUGAAAUGUCUUGUUAUUUCUAUGGGGAAAUCCUCAAAUUGGCAAACAUCCCUCAAAAUGACUGUUUUGUGGACAACUCUCCAUUUGCUUUAUACACCAAUUGUUAUAUUUUCCUCAUUGUCUUGCUCCCUCCUUGGCGCAACGUGUGUCACGGGGAAGUGUAAUUCAUAUCCCAUAUAUGGCAAGGCCUGUAGGAGAUAAUCAGAAGAUCAUAAGUAUAGAUAAAUGGGAAAACGUGAAAAAUUGAUCU